Messenger RNA from Exophiala bonariae, 1092 nucleotides. RefSeq lists its product as uncharacterized. Gene Ontology annotation, cellular component: cytoplasm. The record is from RefSeq and is a predicted model, not a curated record. Lineage: Eukaryota; Fungi; Ascomycota; Eurotiomycetes; Chaetothyriales; Herpotrichiellaceae. The coding region runs from base 1 to 1092 and encodes 363 amino acids. The transcript has 2 exons. Gene Ontology annotation, molecular function: alcohol dehydrogenase (NAD+) activity.
AUGGGAAUCGCAGGCAUUCCAUCGAUGAUGACAGCCGCUCAAGUUGUCCAGCUGAACAAACCCCAUGAGCUGAACCAGGUAGAAACAUUCCAUGAACUGAGGUCCCAUGAUCUUCUUAUCAAGACUGUGGCGGCAUCUCUCUGCCACACUGAUCUCAUGAUAAUCGAUGGAACACUCCCUGCGUCCCUACCGAUGACAGCAUCGCACGAAGGGGCUGGGAUAGUCAUUGCUACAGGUGACGCUGUGAACAACAUCAAAGUAGGCGAACGUGUGAUGAGUGGAUUGCCGCUCAACCUGUGUGGACAGUGUGAGGACUGUCUAGGUCCUGAGGAUCGAGUUCAAUAUUGCAAACAUACUGAAGGGUCUAUCGGACUUGGUAUGGAUGGGGCGUUCGCAGAUUAUCACGUGGCAGAUAGCAGGACCACUUCUCUGAUCCCAGACACUGUCAACUUUGCAGAGGCUGCAGCCUUAGCCUGCGCAGGUCGCACAGUCUAUCGCGCAAUCAAAAUAUGUGGACUAGGUGUAGGAGACUAUCUUGCAAUCAUUGGAGCAGGAGGCGGCUUAGGUCAUCUUGGGGUGCAGUUUGCACAGGCGAAAGGUUUCAAAGUUAUCGCGAUUGAUGCGAGAGAUGCAUCACUUGAGUUGUGCAAGGAGAUUGGAGCAGAUCAUGUGCUCGAUGCAAGGGACGGUCAGCACAGGAUCAUUGUUGAGGUUCAAAAGAUUACUGGGACAUCUGGGGCCAAUGCUACACUCAACCUGAGCGCCCACCCGACUGCGACGCAAAUGGCAUGCGCCGUGACUAAAGAUCAUGGUACUAUGAUACAGGUGGCUGGACCUGAGAAGACCACGAUAUCCAUCUUCGACCUGGUUUUUCGCGAUAUUAACAUCAAAGGCACCAUGUUAGCAGGAAGUAAAUGCUCUGCUGAAAUGCUUGAGGAGUAUGCUAAGCAUGGAUUGAAAGUUCAGAUGGAAACGUUCCAUGGUCUCAGACAGGUCCCGGAAAUGGUGCUUGCCCUACAUUCUGGCGCAUUGAAAGGCAAAGCAGUUUGUGUCGUGGAUGCAGAUCGAUAUGCCGAGGACAUUGCCCAAUAG